Messenger RNA from Gasterosteus aculeatus aculeatus (three-spined stickleback), 2209 nucleotides. RefSeq names its product transmembrane protein 182. The record is from RefSeq and is a predicted model, not a curated record. Gene Ontology annotation, cellular component: membrane. NCBI's taxonomy places the organism in Eukaryota, Metazoa, Chordata, Actinopteri, Perciformes, Gasterosteidae.
UGCCAGGGAGUGGCCCGGGGAGCCCCAGCGCUUUCCCUCGGUCGGUGGCAGGUCAGAGCGGACGCCAGUGAGCAGCAGUAAGUGACCUGAAGCAGACCGGAAGGCUGAAGGCGGUUUCAGGCUGCAGUUAUGAGGGUGGGAGCUGCGACCUUGGCUGCGGGGUUACUUGCGCUUGUGGGAACUCUGUGCUUCUUCCUCGCCUUCGGUACGGACUACUGGCUGGUGGCCAGUGACAACUGUGGACCGCAUACGUUGCCGACACAAACAAAGCCGAUUGAAGAUGGGACUGAGUCAGUGGAAGCUUCUCCUCCAUCUCUCACUCUGCACCACGAGGGCUUCUUGUGGCGAUGUGGGUUUCAGGUGGAGCCUACAGUGCACGCCACGCUGGCCACUCUCUUCACAAACCAGCCAGAAUCCAAGGUGUGCAUCCACGGUUAUCUCUUCCCACUCCCUGUUGCAAUGGGACAGGUGCCUGAUCCAAGUUAUGACGCUACAGCAGUGUUUCGGGGUUUCUGGACCGUGCUGAUAAUCCUCGGCCUGGUGGCAGCUCUGACUGGAAGCUUCCUCCUGGUCUGCGGCGUCCCCUUCGCCAGCCACAAACUCUACACGCUGGGCGGGGCUUUCCUCAUCGCUGCAGCCUGCUCGUUCCUGGUCACGCUGCUGCUCUACGUGCUGUGGAUGGAGGCCGUGGACGUGGAGCGCUACGUCCUGCAGGAGCGGGCAAAGGAGUGUCCUCACGCGCAGGUCUCCGUGCUCUACGGCCUGUCGUUCGUGGUGGCGGCUGCCGGCGUGCCUCUGGAGCUCGUCUCCGGGAUGCUCUUCAUGCUGGUGGGGCGAGCGCUGCGUGCCGCCAACUGAGCCAUCUGGCUUGUAGAGCAAGAGAGGACUGACCUUUGUUUUAAUGUGCAGCACAUGGGACACAGCAGCACACCUGUGGCAUGUAAAUACUGGCGGGACACAAUCAAGCAGCAUGUAGUCACAAGACUGAUGUUUAAUCUGGUUUUGCUUUAUUUCUGUAAGAAUCUCAAAUUGCCUUUGAAUAAUAUUAUCAUAAUAAGUUUGCGUGUUGCAUUGAAGACCAAUUUAAAACGUGCCAACAUGCCAUUCAACAGAUUUAGCUUGUUUGUUGUUUUGGGGGGGGGGGGGUUAAUGCUAGAAAGUCCACAAAGCGCAAGGUGAGAGUGAGUGAACCAGCUGGGUCCCCUGUCCCCCUGUCCUGAUGUUGGCACAUAAUCAAAGUAGGCUGCCGCUCAGUGAGGUGGGAGGGAGGAAUGGCUGGACGGGCUGAAGAAACGGUGUGUUUCGAUGGGGAUGGAGGGGCAGAGGGCCGCACACAUUGUGGGGGGUGUUACAGAGAGAUAAUCGGUGCUUGAAGGGGGGCACAAGGGGGCUUUGAGAAGUGAACAGCUGUUUGUGUGUUUUGGUUGGUGUACAACGGGGGCCGGCCACCUGCCUCCUUCGCCCCAAUCCCAUUUCACUCCCUCAUUGAGACUAUGACCCUCGCUCUGCCUCGUACCGUCCUUUUCUUCUGUCCUUUUCUUGUGUACAUGUUCACAAAAAACGGAGAUGAUAAUCCAUUAACACGGACAAAAUGGGGCAUGUGUGCUUUAAAGGCCUCAGUGAAAUGUAUCCAACCUGUUUUGAGAUGGCCUCACACUGCAAUGCUGUAACAUAGCGCCCCCAAAAUACUAAAGGGAUCUGUGUCAGAGGGCACCAUUUUGGUACAUUGUAGUCUAUUACAUGAUUGUUUGUUUUACCUCUGUAAUGAUCAUGCCUGAUCACAGAUAUAUAAUAUAUAGAACACCCUUGAUUUAGAGCAGUUUUAAUAAAGACAUAAGGUACCAGAGGCUGUACUUUAUUGUCCAAUAACGUACAGCCUCUGUUCGGGGGUUGUUAGGCCCGAUGCGCAGAGAACUCAUCUUUUAAAAUGCGCAACUGAUACUUGAGUUUUAACCCCAUUUUCGGAAGAAGCCUAAAAAAAAAGCCAUUACAAGACAUUUACAGAAACAUGAAUCUCAAUCUGAAGAACCUGAGGUUGAAUUUAAAAGGGAGAGGGAUUUUUUUUUACUAUAUCUAAAAACAGUAGGAGGGAAAUGAAAAGUGGUUUGUGGUUCAUUUAAAUGACAUUUAAAAUAUCAACAGCAAAACGUCUUCCAAACCGAACAACCUUCAUUUAAAGGAAUAAAGUAUAGCACAUGAUUUUUUUCCC